AUGUCUUCUCCAUCAGUCGCAAACUCACCACAAUGCCCAUUUCCUCAGAAUCAUACAUCAAAUCCAAGUGUUGACUAUUUUUCUUCGGUGGCGUCUCGUAAGGGAAUAUCUGACAAUACCAUUUCUAAAAUUAGCACGGAACAUAAACCACAUAUAUUAUCUUCGACGCCUAAAGAAUGCAGAUUUGAUCCUCUUCCAAGGGUAUCUAAGCAUCAAAAACCCGGUAUUCAUCUCAAGUUACCGUCCCUAAUGUUGAAGCCUCAACAAAUAUCCUUUUCUAAACACGUUAAAAACACUUCAGAGGGUUCUUCGUUUGCCUCGGAUUCGGAUUCAGCUACUUUGGUUGAUAAUACUGCUUUAAAUUUUAAUCCCUCGGUUUCUAUGAGAUCUCAGGGGGAUAACAGAUCAAUAAGUACAUUAUUCUCGGACAGUGACGAAUCAGUACCAGACAAAAAGGUAAUAGGUUCACCACUGCAUGAUGAAUGCUUUAUGUCUGCUCCAAAUGAUAACAUCUCUGAAGUUAAUACACUUAAAGGUUUAUGUGCUCCGAGCUAUCCAGAGAAUUCACAGGCGUUUGGCCAUAGAGUUAUCAAAAGUGAGCCUUUUUCUACGAACGAUGGCUCCAAUCGAACUCCUUCUACUAAAGCGAAUAUGCUCCAUACACCGUGCUCUGCCACUGAACCAAAAUUCAAUUUUCAGCGUCCGGUGUUUGGGUUUUCUACUUAUCAUCGUCAAAACAGUAGUUCGGGCUCUAUACACUCAUUUUCUUCUUCGAUCUCUCCAAUAAACUCACACUUUGGAAAACUGGACAACCAGAAUAAUAUGCGCUCUUUUGGUGCCUCUGGAUUUCAAAAUUUUGUAUCAAGUUCUGAAUCAUUGACAGGCAGGACCUCGAGAUUCAAGAAUAGAAAGAAUCCUUUGCCGGAAGGCUGCUCAUUACUUUCCAGAAGGAAGUAUGCUGAAAUGGUUGAACACUUGUCAAAACAUAACCAUGAAGGAUUACUAGUUAUUGAUGUCAGACCGUUCCAAGAGUAUUGCAAAGCCCACAUUUCUGGGGCAAUAAACAUUUGCUUACCAUCUACUUUACUAAGAAGAGCUACAUUUACUCUUGAGAAGUGCGUUCAGACGUUGGCUGUCAUUGAGAGGAAGACAUUUUCCAGCUAUUUGACAAAUAGUAACACUGAAUUGCCUCCAUGCGUGUUGUUAUACGAUGAUUUUUCUUCUACUGCAGAUGACGUGUCAAGCUCAGUUAACCAUCUCUCGCUGAAGUUUGUCAAUUGCACUAAGUGGAAAUCCUCUAUAUUUGUGCUUGAGGGCAGUCUAAGCCAGAUGGGGGACGAUUUUCCCGAACUUAUAUGCUCAGGAUCUCUUCCAUCCACAAGACAACCUGUUAAAAUAAAUAAAGAUGUACAUUAUGAGAAUUCGCCAGCAAAAAAUAAAUCUAAUAAAAUUGCGAACUUAGGAUCCGAUGAUAAUGUGCAAUCAGACUUGUCAUCGAGCUCAUCCGCUGAAUCAGGCUCUUCAUCAUACUCAAAUCCAUCAUUUGUUGCAUCAUAUAAUGGGCUAUCUGACGAUGGACUCGGGCUUUCCCAUUUCAGUUUACCGAGUACUGCUCAUGAUCCAUUUUAUCGGAUGAGACACCAGGAGGAGGAUCUAGAUUUUGAUCCUGACAGAUCUCUUCAUCUCUCGACUAAUAUACCUGAUGGUGAGAAGAAAGUUCUGCCGAAGUGGCUGCUGGAUAUUUUUGGUCCUGAUCUUGGGGCUACAAAACUAUCCAGGAAAUUUAAUAAUUUACAAAUUGAAGAAAGGCACAGGCUUAAUGAAGCAAUGACGAGAGGUAUGCAUAAAAACUCAAAGUCAGUUUCUGAUGCAGAGAUUCCGAUGGUCACCGCCGGGGUUGAGUUGGGUCGUAAAAAUAGAUACAAGGAUAUUUUCCCAUACGAACACGCCAGGGUUAAGAUACAGAAGUAUAACGGACGGGAAAAUGAUUUGGAUGAAGAGAGUUCUUACAUUAAUGCUUCAUAUUUGCAUUACCCAUCUAGUGAGUUUCAAUAUAUUGCAACUCAGGGCCCGCUAAAAGAAACUAUCGGCGAUUUCUGGAGAGUGAUUUGUGACCAUAAUGUACCACUUGUGUUUUCUCUUACGGCGGAGAGGGAAAACGAAGUGGAGAAGUGUGCACCAUACUGGGAUGAGGGAAUAUACACAUCAAAUGGUAUUCUUGUUGAGGUUCAUCUCCUUGAAGUGGAUAAUGACUUCGCUUUGUUGGGAAGUGAGAGCGGUGACUUGGUUGCCAGAAGACUUCAAAUAACAAUUGGAUCAAAACCAGCCCACGAGGUUCUUCAAAUACAUCUUCUUUCAUGGGAGGAUUAUGGAGGAAGAAUUAAUUCGGAUGAACUUCUUUCCUUAGUUUCUCUGAAAAGAUAUUUGCAAGCAGAAACAGAUACAGAAAAGUCUCCCGUUGUUGUCCAUUGCUCAGCUGGUUGUGGAAGAACGGGAUGUUUUUGCACUAUAGAUACCUGCGUUGAUCUGUUUCUCAGCGAGAAGGACAAGUGCCUUGAGUCAGCCAAUAACGAAAAAGAUCUGGUGUAUGACAUAAUAUCGAAGUUUAGAUGCCAACGUGUGUCGAUGGUUCAGAAUUUACGGCAGUACAUACUGAUAUACGAUACCAUAUUGACUUUCAAAAAGAAUCAGAUGACCAGGCUUAAUAAAGGAUCACAAAAGGGUGCGCUAACCAUGUUUAAGUGGGACAAGAGGGGUGAGGACUAUGGCAUUCUCAAUAAUUUCAUCCAUUCGUAUAAUAAAAGGAUGAAGAAAAAUAACAGCUGA
This is a messenger RNA of Brettanomyces bruxellensis, 2826 nucleotides long. RefSeq lists its product as uncharacterized. Bases 1 to 2826 code for a protein of 941 amino acids. Gene Ontology annotation, biological process: protein dephosphorylation. NCBI's taxonomy places the organism in Eukaryota, Fungi, Ascomycota, Pichiomycetes, Pichiales, Pichiaceae. The transcript has a single exon. The record is from RefSeq and is a predicted model, not a curated record. Gene Ontology annotation, molecular function: protein tyrosine phosphatase activity.